Messenger RNA from Aspergillus steynii IBT 23096, 1850 nucleotides. Its product is annotated as dicarboxylic amino acid permease. Gene Ontology annotation, molecular function: amino acid transmembrane transporter activity. Bases 157 to 1740 code for a protein of 527 amino acids. The transcript is spliced from 5 exons. The record is from RefSeq and is a predicted model, not a curated record. Gene Ontology annotation, cellular component: membrane. Gene Ontology annotation, biological process: amino acid transmembrane transport. Lineage: Eukaryota; Fungi; Ascomycota; Eurotiomycetes; Eurotiales; Aspergillaceae.
UGAGUUCUGGGCUAGUGACGACGUUCGAUAUCCAUAUAAUUCCCAUGGAAAUGGCGCAUUUACGAUCAACGAUCACUGUGAAACUUCUUCUGUGAUUGGGAACCAUCUCCCUAUCCGAUUCCAAUCCAUCGUUUUCGUUCGACCAGUUUUAUAACCAUGGCCACCGACAAUGAAUCCAAAGAUGAAAGUCCCAGCCAGCCUACCUGCGAUACAGAGGCAGGGGUCAUGGAAGACCCUUCGCCUCAACUUCGGCGUGAUUUCAAGUCACGCCAGGUUAGCAUGCUGGCGAUUGCUGGGGCACUCGGAACCGGUCUUAUCAUCGGUUCUGGUACCGGCCUCUCGCGAGGCGGACCUGCCAGUCUGUUCAUCGCGUAUGUGGUCACAGGCUCAGUGAUAUUUUUCGUCAUGACGGCGAUGGGAGAGAUGGCAGCCUUCUUGCCCAUGGAUCGAAGUUUCAACGGCUAUGCAUCGCGCUUUGUGGAUCCUGCACUUGGAUUUGCAACUGGCUGGAACUAUUUCUUCAAAUAUGUCAUGGUGUUGGCUAAUAACCUCACUGCUGCUGGGUUGAUCAUCCAGUACUGGCGGCCGGACUUGAAUGUUGGCAUCUGGGUGACCGUUUUUGCGGUCCUUGUCAUUUCAACCAAUGUCUUGCAUGUCGGCAGCUUUGGCGAAUCCGAAUUUAUACUCUCCUCCCUGAAGAUUAUCGGCCUUGUGUUAGCCAUGCUAACUUGUCUCGUCAUCGCUCUCGGAGGUGGACCUAAGCAUGACCGCAUCGGAUUCCGGUACUGGAACGAGCCAGGAGCGUUUGCAGAAUAUAUCUACACCGGCUUUCUAGGCAGGUUCCUCGGAUUUUGGGCCUGCAUGGUCCAGGCGUGCUUUGCCUACACCGGCACCGAAGUUGUUGGUGCUGCCUUCGCCGAGACGCCAAAUCCCCGUCGCAACAUCCCCCGAGCAGUCAGUCACACGCUGUGGCGGAUUUGCGUCUUUUAUAUCCUUGGAGUUCUACUACUGGGGAUGACCGUCCCGUAUAACGACGAACGACUGGUCGGGGCCACUAAUGCAAAGACGAGCGCAGCAGCCUCGCCGUAUGUGAUUGCGAUACAACUCGCUGGGAUCGGAGUGUUGCCGGACAUCAUGAACGCGGUGCUGUUGAUAUUUGUGAUCAGCGCAGCGAACACCGACGUUUACGUAGGCACACGCACCCUUUACUCCCUCGCCCGGGACGGCCAAGCUCCUCGAAUUUUCAUGCGCACGACAAAACGCGGCGUCCCGGUCUACGGCGUCGCAGCGAUGUCCCUAUUCUGCCUCUUGGCCUACAUGAACGUGGCCGAAUCCUCGUCCACCGUCUUCGGAUACCUCGUCAAUCUCGUCACGGUUCUGGGAACGCUCAACUGGAUCAACAUCCUCGUGUCGUAUCUGUGCUUCAACCAUGGGAUGAAGGUACAGGGGAUCGAUCGCUCGCAGAUGCCGUAUCGGAACCGACUGCAGCCUUACGGGGCCUGGUUUGCGUUGGCUCUGACCAUCCUGAUUACGUUUUUUAACGGAUAUAAUGCGUUUAUACCCGAGUUUACGCUCUCGUCGUUCCUGACCUGUUAUUUGGGGAUUGUGGUUUAUCUGGGGAAUAUCUGUACAUGGAAAGUUAUUCGGCGGACGAAACGGGUGAAAGCGAGCGAGAUGGAUUUGGUGAGUGGUCGAAGAGAAUUUGAAGAGGAGGAAAUGGCGAGGGAGAGGAGGAGCUGAGGAACAUCGUACAGAUGAAGUUACACGAUAUGCAGGAUGAUGCUGGCAGACGAACCGAGAGCCGAUGGAUGCGGGGUUGAUCGGCAUCGCUGUAUUUAUUGCGCUUCUCG